This is a messenger RNA of Lachancea meyersii CBS 8951, 2985 nucleotides long. The record is from the annotation of a GenBank genome assembly. NCBI's taxonomy places the organism in Eukaryota, Fungi, Ascomycota, Saccharomycetes, Saccharomycetales, Saccharomycetaceae.
AUGUCUGGGGUCAAAUUCGUAAAGGAACGUGAUGGAAACCCAAAAAGGAAUCUGAUGGCGGCGUAUUCGAUGCCUAAAGAGGUGCUACAAGAUCUAGAAGUAGACACAGCGGAAGAUCAGCUUAGAGACAAGUCCGCUGCAAAAUCUGUCUAUGCGCGGGAAUCAGAGUAUCAGCGACAGAGGUUUGAUCUGGAGCUAAAAAGAGACGCAAGUGUGACGAAAAGGCCCAUAGAAAGCGUCGAUUCAUCGGCAACAGUACACGACAACGAAGAAAAGGUUAAAAAGUCCAGGUGGGACGUGGCAGCGCCAAGUCCUGACAGUUCCAAUGUUGUAAAGAAUCAGGAGUCGGGUCCGGUCAUUCCAAGGUCUAGAUGGGAUACCCAAAAGGAAUAUCAAAUGCCCGAGGUCUCGACGGCUGCGAACGAUGAGCUCUCAAAAGAGUUAAUAACGGAGGUGCCAGGAGUCGGAGAUCUCCAGUUUUUUAGGCCCUCCGACAAAGCACAUUUCGGAGAGCUUUUAAUCCAGAAAACCGAACUAACUGCAGAGGAAGACAAGGACCGUCAAUUUCUGCGAAUUCUGCUGAGAGUAAAGAAUGGGAAGCCACAGGUGAGAAAGAUUGCGAUAAGGGCCUUAAGAGAUCGUGCUUCUCAAUUUGGAGCGCCGCGUAUAUUCAAUAGAGUGCUACCGAUUCUUAUGGAUCGAUUUUUAGAGGACCAAGAACGUCAUCUGAUGAUCAAAGUAGUGGAUCGAAUAAUGACCCAACUCGGAGAUUUAGUAAAGCCCUAUACGCAUCGCAUUUUGACAGUGAUAGCACCAACCCUCAUUGACGAAGACAAGGUCACGAGGGAUAUUGGUAGAGAGAUUAUUUCCCGUUUAGCACAGACCGUAGGACUGUUUGCCAUAAUAACCAACGUUCGUGCAGAUAUUGAUCACCAGGAUGAAUACGUUCGAAAUAUCACUUCAAGAGUCUUAGCGGUGGUCGCUAGAGCAUUAGGUGUUUCCAGCCUUGUUCCUUUCCUACGGGCUGUUUGCCACUCUAAGAAGUCGUGGCGCGCUCGCCAAACAGGUAUGAAAACAAUUCAGCGAAUCGGAGCCAUCAUGGGAAUAGGUGUUUUGCCGUAUCUUCAAUCUCUGGUGGAGUGCAUAUGCGAUAGUCUAAGUGAUGAGCAGUUGCAGGUGCGUGUUGCUACGGCCCAAUGCAUUGCGUCUUUGGCUCAAAGUACUCACCCUUACGGGAUUGACACUUUUAACGUGGUAUUAGAGCCUUUAUGGAGAGGCAUCAGGACUCAUCGAGGUAAAUCUCUGGCAUCAUUUCUACGCGCCUUAGGGUUUUUGAUUUCUCUGAUGGAUGCGGAAUACGCCGGAUAUUAUACUCAAGAAGUCAUGAGAAUAGUGAAGAGAGAAUUCCAGUCUCCUGACGAUGAGAUGAAGAAAGCUGUUUUGCUAGUUCUACAGAAAUGUUGUGCUGCUGGUGGACUCACUUUCAAGCAGGUGAAAGAAGAAAUAAUGCCAGACUUUUUCCGCAAUUUUUGGAGUCGUCGCACAGCUUUGGUCCGUCAAAUUAGCAGGAUCGUGAUUUUCACGACUGCCGUCUUAUCGGAGAGAAGUGGCUCUGCAUACUCCAUCAGCCACUUACUUGAUCCGUUAAGAGAUGAAUCGGAACCUCUCAGAAUUAUGGCAGUACGCGCAAUUGGUAGAAUUGUAAAGCAGUACGGUUCUCAAGAUAUUGACAAGCGGCUAGAGACCAGGCUUAUUGAUUCAUUGUUGAUAGCGUUCCAGGAGCAGACAAAUGAAGACCGGACUAUACUCUACGGUUUUGGCGCAGUCAUAGAAUCGUUAGAUGUCAGAAUGCAACCUUACCUCCCACCGAUUGUGAGCACAGUUCUCGAUCGAUUGAAGCACAAAUCACCCAUAAUCAGACAGCACGCUGCGGACCUGUGCGCAAUGAUGGUACCAGCCAUUCACCACUGUGGAGAGCAGGGGAUGUUGAACAAACUCAACAUCAUCUUAUAUGAAUCUUUAGGUGAAGUUUAUCCUGAGGUUCUAGGCGCUCUUAUUGGAGCCAUGAGUCAAAUUGUUGCUGUUGUUGAGUUUGAUAGGCUGCAACCCCCGCCUAAUCAGAUUCUUCCCAAUCUAACACCCAUUCUGCGAAACCGCCAUAGAAGAGUGCAACAGAACAGCAUUAUUUUGAUAGGUAAAAUUGCAGAAAAGGGCCCUGAAAGUAUUCCUCCAAAAGAGUGGAUGAGGAUAUGUUUCGAGCUCUUGGAAAUGCUUAAAAGUCCAACAAAAUCCAUCAGAAGAGCAGCAAACGCAUCAUUCGGCAGCAUCGCCAAAACUAUAGGGCCACAAGAUGUGCUCGUCGCAUUGCUCAAUAACCUGAAAGUUCAAGAGCGGCAGCUGCGUGUCUGUACUGCUGUGGCAAUUGGUAUUGUAGCUGAGACUUGCGGGUCAAUAACCGUGUUACCUGCCAUUAUGAAUGAAUACAAAACACCCGAGACAAACGUCCAAAAUGGUGUUUUGAAAGCUAUGACAUUUAUGUUCGAGUACAUUGGAGAUAUGUCGAAAGACUUCAUUUAUGCUACGGUUCCUUUGCUACAAGAUGCACUGACGGACCGGGACCUUGUUCAUCGUCAGACUGCUGCUACGGUAACAAGACACCUCGCUCUCAACUGUCUGGGAAAAGGUUAUGAGGACGCAUUUUUGCAUCUUUUGAACUUAUUGAUGCCAAAUGUUUUCGAAACCUCACCUCAUGUCAUAGCGCGCAUCGUAGAGGGUAUCGAGGCUUUAAAACUGGCGCUGGGGCCAGGUGUUGCAUUAAAUUACGUUUGGGCUGGACUCUUUCAUCCCGCUAAGAACGUACGCAAAGCAUUCUGGAAUCUUUACAACAACUCAUAUGUCCAAUGUCCAGAUGCCAUGGUAGCUUAUUAUCCAUCUUUGGAUGAAGACUCUGGUCGCAAGAUAGAUGAACUAAAUGUCGUUCUAUGA